CUCUCUGUCUCUCAUUCUCUCUCUCUCAAAUAAAUAAAUAAAAUCUUAAAAAAAAAAAAAGGACACCCAGGACUCCAAGAUGGCGUCAGUCGUACCAGUGAAAGAGAAGAAGCUCAUGGAUGUGAAACUGGGAGAGCUGCCCAGCUGGAUACUGAUGCGGGAUUUCACCCCCAAGGGCAUUGCUGGAGCAUUUCAAAGAGGUUACUACCGGUAUUACAACAAGUAUGUCAAUGUGAAGAAAGGGGGCGUUGCUGGGAUUUCUAUGGUGCUGGCAGCUUAUGUGCUUUUCAACUACUGUCGUUGUUACAAGGAACUCAAACAUGAGCGGCUACGCAAGUACCACUGAAGAGGGCCCAGUGUGGAGGCACAUUCGGCAUUCCUGACCAUGACCUUUGCCUGGCACCCUUGAAUCCUUUCAUAUUCUAAUUCAGAAUUAACAUCCAAUAAAAGAUGA
This is a messenger RNA of Neomonachus schauinslandi (Hawaiian monk seal), 454 nucleotides long. Its product is annotated as ATP synthase subunit f, mitochondrial. The transcript has a single exon. Gene Ontology annotation, molecular function: proton-transporting ATP synthase activity, rotational mechanism. The record is from RefSeq and is a predicted model, not a curated record. Lineage: Eukaryota; Metazoa; Chordata; Mammalia; Carnivora; Phocidae. Bases 80 to 346 code for a protein of 88 amino acids. Gene Ontology annotation, biological process: proton motive force-driven mitochondrial ATP synthesis.